ACCUUGACACGAUUCGAUGAGUAUACGUCAUCAAGAACCGGAAGUUUACAAACCAUAGCACUCAAGCUAGCGUCAAGAAUAGGCCUUCGCCAGUUGUGAUAUAAAUUCCCACAAUUUGAAGCGAAUACCACGGAAAACAAGAGGGAAACAUGGUCUGUGAGAAGUGUGAGAAGAAGCUCGGUAGAGUCAUCACCCCUGACACUUGGAAGGACGGGGCACGGAACACGAUUGAGAGUGGCGGUCGCAAGCGGAAUGAAAACAAGUUGCUAACUUCCAAGAAAGCCAGGUUUGACCCGUACGGCAAGGCAGGCUUUGCCACGUGCAGGAUCUGCAAGAGCUCCGUCCAUCAGUCUGGAUCCCACUAUUGCCAAGGCUGCGCCUACAAGAAAGGAAUCUGCGCAAUGUGUGGCAAGAAAGUUCUGGACACCACAAACUACAAGCAGACGUCAGUGUGACGAUGACGCUGUGACGUGGGCGUGUCAUGUGACACAACAACGUAUUAUUGAGAGAAAGCAGGGUGGUCUUGUGGUCUUGUGGUUAAUAGAUCCAUGAUGGAAUGGAUCUAUUAGGAUGACACAGACCACACCUCCUGUUGCUUUACUUCAGCCUUUCCGUUUUCAUGCUUUGUCUUUUCAUGUGUAUAUGACCUUUUGGAGUAAAAUCAAACAUUCAUUCUAAAAAAAUGGAAGGCUUAUUAUUAUACAGAAACAAUAAAUUCACUAUGGCAACUGUGUUACAUCACAACACGCCUAAGGAGACUGCAGGGGAAUAUCAUGACUAGCGUAUUUCCUCUAGUAGCGCCCCAGGGCGUUUAUUUGUCAUGCUAACUUUGCUGUCCAUAGCUUGGUCGGCGGGGUAGUUUGCACUCGCUGCACAGCCGUGAGAUCGUGCUUUUGUGCAGUGGAACCUUUCUGGGUGUCGGGAUUUACUGGUUUCCUGUUUCCGUUUUUGUCUGAAAAUGAAAGGUGUAUCGCUG
Messenger RNA from Doryrhamphus excisus (bluestripe pipefish), 976 nucleotides. RefSeq names its product cysteine-rich PDZ-binding protein (gene cript). The record is from RefSeq and is a predicted model, not a curated record. Gene Ontology annotation, molecular function: PDZ domain binding; microtubule binding. Gene Ontology annotation, biological process: cytoplasmic microtubule organization. NCBI's taxonomy places the organism in Eukaryota, Metazoa, Chordata, Actinopteri, Syngnathiformes, Syngnathidae. Gene Ontology annotation, cellular component: dendrite.